Molecule: messenger RNA, 3279 nt
Organism: Meloidogyne enterolobii
Lineage: Eukaryota; Metazoa; Nematoda; Chromadorea; Rhabditida; Meloidogynidae
Source: the annotation of a GenBank genome assembly
AUGAAUCAUAAGAGAUAUUCCCUUCGGGCAUAUUGCCUAAAAUUUCAUAUAUUCCUUCCCUUAAUAAUUUUUUGUUUAAUUCUAACCACCAAAACAGCUAGAAAUGAGAAUCUGGACCCUUUUGCUGGGCUUAAAGUGUCAAACAUCCCUUGUGGCAAUAGUUUUAUUCCUUGCGAGGACGAUGAAUUAUUUUUUGAUGCAAGCACUCUAGAAAUCAAAAAAUCGGCAGUAUCAUUUGGUGUUAAAACAAGUUCAAGUACCUUCCAAAAAUUAAAAAUAAAUUUUUGUAUUCCAUUAAAAGGUCAAAAUCUAAAGGCAAGUGAACUGCCGCAAACCGAUGAACUCGAAUCCUUUUCAAAUUCAAAAAAAGCCCAAAUGAUCCGUGAAAUCUCAAAGCUUUUGGGUGAUAAAGGAUUACAAAAUGCUGCAAUAACAGCAAAAACGGAAAUUGAUCAACUUUUUAAUACAACAGAAAAUCGGCUUUUUAGGGACUUUAAGGCAACCAAUUUUCUUUUCUCCACGAUGGCUUGGAACGAGCUUUGGCGAUCUGAUCGGCAUAUUAAAACACUCAGCUAUUCUGCAUUAGCCUCAACAGCUGCAACACACUUUUUAAGCAACAAUUCAUUGAUUAAUGUGGAUCAAGUUCGAGUUGGACUUGCUGAUAUGUCUUUACACAAAACUGUUUUGGAACAACACUGUCCUACUAAUGGGAUUUCCGAAUGUGUUCCUGGGAAGUACCGUUCAUAUUCCGGCCACUGCAACAACGUUCGCGAACCUCUUUGGGGUGCUGCUUACGAGCCCUUAAGAAGGUUGAAGCCUGCUAAUUCAGGUAUUGAAAAGCCUCGACAAUUAAGUAAUUCCCAAGGAAAUCCUCCAUUGCCUAGUCCAAGAUUAAUAUCAAAUAAAUUAUUGAAUGGAUCAACAGCUUCAACUAAAAAUCAAAAACAUUCGUGUUCUUUACUUUUAGCCCAAUGGGCUCAAUUUAUUUAUGAAGAUAUUGCUAGGAUUGGAACGAAUAGAAUAUUUUCUAGUGCUCGAGGCCAAUGCCUCCCUUAUGCACGUUCAAUGGCAGCUCCACGUUUAAACUGUUCACUCGGACCCAGAGAACAGGCCAAUUUAGUUUCUUCAUUUAUCGAUGGUAGCCACAUAUACGGCAGUAAUGAAGACGAAAUAUCAACUUUGAGAACGUUUUCGAACGGUCUAAUGAAAACAAACCCACAACCUUCUAGACAAGAUUUACUUCCUCCAGAUUUGGACAACAUUGUGUGCCAGUCAACUUCAAGUUUUAGACCUUGUUUUUUUUCCGCUUCUAGAAUGACCAAUCUUUUGCCAACAGCGGCAGCUUUACAUACUAUUUGGGUCAGACAACACAAUCGGCUGGCUAGGAAUCUUAAGCUUCAACACAUUACAUUCAACGAGUUUUUGCCUAUCUUGCUGGGGAAGGACAGACUACGAGAAAGCGGUCUACAACUUCGCAGGAACACAUUUGACAGCGAUUACAAUAUUAAGACAAACCCUGGAACUUUAAAUGAAUAUGCCUCUUCUGCCGGUCUUUUCUUCUUUUCACUAUUUCCCGGAACUUUGGGCUUCACGGAUUCUAAGGGAGAGAUAUCACAACAACGAGCAAUUGGAAAUUUAUUUAACGAUCCUUCCUCAAUUUAUCAAAAAGGCCGUCUAGAAGGGAUUAUUAGAACAUUACUACACGAACCAAUAACUCGAUUAAAUACUCCACAUAUUGAUGUUGAAUUUCGUGACAAAUUUAUGCGUGGACCAGAUAAAUAUGGGGUCGAUUUGGCUGCAAUGAUUAUACAAAUGGGGAGAGAUCAUGGGUUGGAUAGCUUCACUUCCUGGAGAAAAUUGUGUGGAUUAAGUCGUCCAACAUCCUUCACAGAAUUACCCGACAUUUUCCUUCCGGAAUCACCUUUGGAGGAGUUUAAGUCAAUAUAUCCACAUGUAGAUGACAUUGAGUUGUUUGUUGGUGGACUAGCAGAACGCCCUCUACCUGGAGCUUUUUUGGGUCCUACGUUUAGUUGUAUAAUUGAAAGACAAUUUGAAAGGCUUCGACAUGGAGAUCGUUUUUGGUACGAAAACUUUUUUGAACCGUCAGCUUUUACACUUAAACAGCUAUCAACAAUUAGGGAAAGUACAAUGGCUGGUGUUAUUUGUGAUAAUACUGAUGAUAUUGGAAUGAUUCAACCUAACGUAUUUCAACAGGCUGAUAAUUACUUAAAUUGCCCAAUAGACUGCAACACAACCUCAAUCAUUCCUCGCUUAAAUUUGAACCAUUGGAGAGAUGAAGAACACCGCAGUCAAUUACCCAUAACUAAAGAAACGCUAGAAAAAGCUGUUCGUCUAGGGGCUGAACAAUUCAGAAGAUUACAAGAGGCGGAGAAUGGACGACUUAAUAGACAACCUAGACCAGCAACUGGUGAUUUACAUCAAAUUCCAAGUGCCCUAUUCACUCAUGCUUCUUUAAUGGCUCCAAAAAGGGAGUCGCUAGAUAUUGCUCUUACUGCUGGUAUUCUAAGCGAGACUACAAAAAUUUUGAUUAGAGGUGUUGCCCUGAACGUCAGCGAAAGACUUCCUUCAGAAUUAAGCGUGGAAACGCUGCAGAGAUUACUGCCUGAGGUGGAUGUUUCCCGAGUAGUUGGAAACUUUACUGCUCUUGUUGGAGGGCAUACUCAAAAUCGUAAAGAAUGCUUGCCCAAACCUCUGCCUUGUGACCAUACAGCAAUAUACCGCUUCGAUUUACCUCGAACCAAAGGGAGAAAUGGAAAGCCUUUGCCUUCAGCACGGCAUGUUUCCAAUCUGGUUCAUUUGGAGGCAUUACCUGAAAACGAAUCUGAAUCUCGUUUUCAUGUCAAAUUCUCUCACAUGGUUAUGCAAUUUGGGCAGAUUUUGGAUCACGACAUGACACAUUCUCCUGUAGCUAGAGGUCCAAACAACGCAAUACUUAAUUGCAGCCGUUGUGAUUCUUUUGACACGCUCUCAGUUCACUGCUUUCCUAUUCAAAUUGAUCCUAGCGACCCUCAUUUUCCUGGACGUCAUUCGGAUGGAUCACCUCGCUGCAUGCCAUUUACACGUUCAUUGCUUGGACAGCUUACUCUCGGUUAUCGAAAUCAACUUAACCAGCUGACAUCGUUUCUUGAUGCUUCCUACAUUUAUGGAUCCACAGAAUGUGAAGCCAAUGCCCUCAGGCUAUUUAAUAGGGGCAGAAUGAAUUUUACAAAUUUGGGUUAUAAUAAACAGGUGGAUAGACCUUAUACCAGUAAGAACUAA